CCAUCAGCAGCGUCAGCACCCCACCAACCUAAAUCCAAAUUCGUCCUUCCUUCACCUCGUAUAUGCGCCAAGCCAGGAAACACCCGACCUACUCUAUUAUAAUUCCUUCUUGGUGUCUUCUCACGUCGUGCUUGUAUGAGCAGAUAUUGAUUAGUCCUAACUCAAACCCACCUUACCUCCUACCUACCUACAUGCUUUCCUCCGUAAGCCCCAACGAGUGGGACUAGAUCGAAUGCAUGUCAGCAACAGCGCAUCUACUAAGCCCCACGCUUGGACCAUGCUAAGUAAGUGGUAGGUAGAUAGAGGUAGGGAGGUAAGUAGGUAUUAUUGGGUGCGGCUCCCACGAGCUGUGUGAUCCUUCUGUUCUUUU
Aspergillus campestris IBT 28561 is the source of this 370-nucleotide messenger RNA. RefSeq lists its product as uncharacterized. The record is from RefSeq and is a predicted model, not a curated record. The coding region runs from base 63 to 227 and encodes 54 amino acids. The transcript has a single exon. Lineage: Eukaryota; Fungi; Ascomycota; Eurotiomycetes; Eurotiales; Aspergillaceae.